UCAUAAAAAAAAAAAAAAAAAAAAAAAAAUGGAGGCAGAAUUUUGUGGUCAUGUUGUGUUGUUACCAUACCCAGCACAAGGCCACAUUAAUCCUAUUCUGCAAUUCGCUAAACGUUUAGCCUCCAAAGGCGUUAAGGCCACCAUAGCCACCACCACCUACACCGUCAAAUCCAUCCACGCCGCCGCCGUCACGGUAGAGCCCAUCUCCGACGGCUUCGACGACGGCGGCUUUUCUCAAGCCCAGAACGUAGACGCGUUUCUCACUUCUUUCGAAGCAAACGGCUCCACGACUCUGUCCAACGUCAUAGCCAAGUACGAGGAUUCGCCGCAUCCCGUGAACUGUGUCGUCUACGACUCGUUCUUCCCGUGGGCACUGGACGUGGCAAAACGCCGCGGCGUAUACGCGGCGUCGUUUUUUACCAACUCCGCCACGGUUUGCGCGGUUUUCGCUCACAUCCACCGUGGGAAUCUCCGGCUUCCGGUGGAGAUUAAGGAGAACGAGGCGGUGGUCCUGCCGGGGAUUCCGCCGCUGUACGGCCCGGAAAUCCCGAGGUUUAUCACGGCGCCGGAUAGCUAUCCGGCUUACUUGCGCAUGAAGAUGAGGCAAUUCUCCAACGUGGCAAAUGCUGAUUGGAUAUUUGGCAAUACGUUUCAAGAAUUAGAAGGCCAGGUUAUGGCAGGGGUGUGGGAUGUUUGGCCUGCCAAACUAAUUGGGCCAAUGGUGCCUUCAUCAUAUUUGGAUGGCAGGAUUGAAGGGGACAAGGGCUAUGGUGCAAGUCUAUGGAAACCCCUUGGUGAAGAGUGUCUCACAUGGCUGAAAUCAAAGCCCAAUCAAUCUGUAGUUUAUAUUUCAUUUGGAAGUAUGGUGUCACUCAGCUCUAAACAGAUGGAAGAAAUGGUUUGGGCCUUGAUAGCUUCGGACUUGGACUUCCUUUGGGUCGUGAGGGAGUCGGAGAGGGAAAAACUGCCCGACGAGUUCAUAGAGGUCGUCACACCAGAAAAAGGACUAAUCGUGCCGUGGUGCAACCAACUCGAAAUGCUGGCCCAUCCUUCAAUUGGAUGCUUUGUGACACACUGUGGAUGGAACUCGACUCUAGAACUACUUAGCCUUGGAGUCCCAACCGUGGCAAUGCCGCAAUGGUCUGAUCAAUUUACUGACGCGAAAUUUAUCGAAGAGAUAUGGAAGGUUGGCAUUUGGCCUAAGUUGGACAAGUAUGGGGUUGUGAACAGAGAAGAGCUUGUGUACUGUCUUAAGGAAGUGAUGGAAGGGGAGAGGAGUGAAGAGAUAAAGAGGAAUGCAAGAAAGUGGAGAGAGUUGGCUAAGGGUGCGGUUAGUGAAGGAGGAAGCUCGGACAAUGAUAUCAAUGAGUUUGUGGAGCAUUUGAAAUGUGCUAAAAUUGGGAAAUAAUUAAGCCAAAGAGAAAUAUUAAUUAUUAAUUAGCCAAAAAGAUCAACUUUUUUAUAUAUAUAUAUAAGAUAA
Molecule: messenger RNA, 1480 nt
Organism: Ipomoea nil (Japanese morning glory)
Lineage: Eukaryota; Viridiplantae; Streptophyta; Magnoliopsida; Solanales; Convolvulaceae
Product: UDP-glycosyltransferase 74B1-like
Exons: 2
Coding region: 29-1408 (459 amino acids)
Molecular function (GO): UDP-glycosyltransferase activity
Source: RefSeq, a predicted model, not a curated record